AUGGACGGGCACGUCCGGCGGCUGCUGAACCGCGUGGCGAUCGCCCUGGCGGCCGUGGCCACGGCCGCCCUGAUGCACCUGUUCCGCCACUCAUCCACCUUCUGCUUCACCAGCUCGCCCGCCUACUCGUCCCUCUCGCUGGCGCCCUUCCCCCGCACCUCUUGCGACGCCGCAUCCCGCCGCGUCGUCGACCCCGACCUCCGCCUGGCCAAGCUCCGAUCCGCCCCGCGCUGGCGACGUCACAAUGCGGCCCUCUCCGCGUCGCUGGUCGAACCUCUCCGGCGCCUGCGCCUCCUAGGCAACUCCUCCCGCGUUCUCUGCAUCGCCGCCGGCGCGGGGCAAGCAGUGGACGCGCUCCGCGUGGCCGGCGUGGGGGACGUCACCGGCGUUGAUCUCGUUGACUUCCCUCCCCUCGUGCGCCGCGCAGACCCGCACAACCUGCCGUUCUUCGAUGACGCCUUCGACCUCGUGCUCUCAGACGACCCGGCGGCGCUCACGGGCGCGCUCUUCCCGUCAAGGUUCGCGGCUGAGAUCGAGCGCACCGUCCGCCGAGGUGGCGCAAUUGCGCUCGCCGUCGAUCGACACAUCAGUCUCUCAAUCAUCGCCACCCUCUUCAAAAAGUCACGCGUCGUCGAUGUGAGGAAUACUAGCUUGAAUGGCUCCUCGUCCAGCAUAGUAAUCCUGAGCACCAAUGCGGAGCGCCACUGA
Molecule: messenger RNA, 708 nt
Organism: Lolium rigidum
Lineage: Eukaryota; Viridiplantae; Streptophyta; Magnoliopsida; Poales; Poaceae
Exons: 1
Coding region: 1-708 (235 amino acids)
Molecular function (GO): S-adenosylmethionine-dependent methyltransferase activity
Source: RefSeq, a predicted model, not a curated record